Messenger RNA from Entrophospora candida, 762 nucleotides. The record is from the annotation of a GenBank genome assembly. Lineage: Eukaryota; Fungi; Glomeromycota; Glomeromycetes; Entrophosporales; Entrophosporaceae.
AUGUUUUACAAAAAUAUCAACAAACUUUCUAUACGUUUUAUAUAUUUAAAAAGCAAGUCAUGGGGUCCACAUACUGGACUUAAUAAGGUUAAGCUGGUAGAAAUUAGUCCUCGCCAACACACAAAACAAAUAGUUGAGGAAGAAACAAAAAUAAAUUUCAUCAAUCAACUAUCUAAAACAGGACUUAAGGUUAUAGAGAUGGGUGAUGCAUAUGAGUUAAUGGCAAAAAUUACACAAGAAUCUGGAGUGGAUUACACUGCUACAGUUUCCAAUAUUCAUGAACUAAAUAGGGCAAUUAUUGCCAAUGUUAAAGAUGUGGCGAUAUUCAGUUCUGCUUCAGAAACUUUUUGUAAAAAACAUUUUAAUUACUCUAUUAAAGAAAGUUUAGAGAUCUAUCAUUAUUUAGUGGAUCGUGCUAAUGCAGAAAAUAUUGCAGUAAGAGGUCAUAUCUCUUGUGCCUUAGGAUGUCCUUACGAAGGCGAGGUUAAACUUUCAACAGUGGCAAAAAUAGCUGAAAAGAUGUACAAGAUGGGAUGCUAUGAAAUAUCAUUAGGAGAUACAAUAGGUGUUGGGACUCCUGCUAAGGAAACUGUUGCAACAGAAGAUAUAGUGUACAUGUUAAAUGGGUUGAAUUAUUAUACUGGUGUUAAUUUAGAAAAAAUGAUUGAAGUUGGAAAUUACAUUUCACAAUACCUAAAUAAUCCAAAUAAGUCAAAAGUAGCUAUUGCUAUUGCCAUUGCCAAUAAUAAAUCAAUUGAAUAA